Molecule: messenger RNA, 6711 nt
Organism: Lichtheimia ornata
Lineage: Eukaryota; Fungi; Mucoromycota; Mucoromycetes; Mucorales; Lichtheimiaceae
Exons: 27
Coding region: 1-6711 (2236 amino acids)
Biological process (GO): calcium ion import across plasma membrane
Cellular component (GO): voltage-gated calcium channel complex; membrane
Molecular function (GO): high voltage-gated calcium channel activity; calcium ion binding
Source: RefSeq, a predicted model, not a curated record
AUGCCUGAUCCCGAGAGUGUGCCGAAUUCACCCAAUGGGGAUUUGCACAUGGGCUCACCAAGUUCUCCCCCAGUUCCUCAGAUCACUCUAACAAGAGCAAACGAUACCCAUUCACGUCCAUCGACAAGUACUCAACUACCAACCCCUUCACCGCAUUCACCUCAUUCCUUGUCUCCAACUCUCGGUCGACCUUCCACUACAGCAUCCAAUUCACCUCCUCCAUUGCCUCUCACUCGGGAUUUGCUUCAACGAAAGAACAAAUUAGACGCCCUGCUUCGCGAUGGGAAUCGACAAACACAACCACGGCACUAUCCAAACCAACAAACACCUAUAAUGACAUUUGGAACUGACAGCAAUAUCGUGGUGGAUGAGCGUGUUACUGCAGGGCUAGGAAUAUCAACACCAACACCUACAUCUGCAGGGUUAGGGAUAUCAACACCAACACCUACGUCCACAUUACAACAACAACAACAGGAGAUCCCUUCACGGCAUACAACAACAUCCAAUGUACGACAUCGUCGACAUUCUACUCGACCUUCCAUAUCAACCAACAUGGCAACCAUUAUGGAUCAUGAGAAGCGAUCAGGCAAUCGUAAAACACCUCCAGCAUCACCACACAUCACCAAUGAAUUCUAUUCAUGGAUACACGACAUUGAUCUCAAAGCACCGCCGGGUCAUUCAACCUCCAUCAAGGAUCAUAUCAUGAUGUUUUCUGGUUAUUCAUCUCGAGCAACUUCACGUUCAGCAUCAUCCAUCCAUAACAGUAUCUUUGAUGAGAAAAAGGAUAUGUAUUAUGCCGAUACAACAACGCCUUCGAUAUCACCACCACCCUACAGCCAAUACCAUUCAUCACCCAUUCAUCACGUUCCUGAUUUGAUUCGCCCGCAUUAUGGUCAUCAAUUACUAUCCUAUUUCUUUGAGGCUGCUAAACGAGUAGUCAACCUACGUGGACCAGAGGAAAUCGAUGAUUUACUUCAAAAGAACACCAUUUCACCACCAUCUUCUUCUUAUCAUCCACGAACACCUCGCCAUCAUCGAGAUGAUCACGAUACGGCACAUUAUCAUCAUCAUACAGAACCAUCACUUCAAAAACGCAUAUCCAAUGGAACAUCAUUCGACAAACGUUCUGUAUUCAGUAGCCCUGCACUUUCACUUGCGGAUGCCCCAUCAUCACUAGCUAGACCUGGUGUUGUUGGUGGUGGCCAGCAGCUUGACAAACGAUCCCUGUAUUCCGAUUAUCCGUCAACGGCAAAGCAAGAGUCCCGGCACACGGCAAUGUCAUUGAAAGAAAUGCCACCGAUUAUACCACCACCAUCAUCAACAUCGUCAUCGUCAUCACCACCAUCAGGUCCGCUGGGCGGCAAUAGUCUUUGUAUGUUUACGCCUAAUAACCGCAUUCGGCGUUAUUUGUGGCACAAUGUCAUUCAAUCAUGUUAUGUGGAGGCUUUUCUCUUUAUCAUCAUCAUGCUACAUUAUUUUCUCCUGAUCUGCGAUCCAAUCUACGAGAAUCAACAAAAGACUAUAUUUGGUGCACAAUGGACACAUUACGCUAUUCUUGGCAUUCAGGUGAUCUACACCUUGGAAGCUAUCUGCAAGAUCAUCGUUUAUGGCAUUUGGCUCCCGCCUACCAUAUCCACAAGCAAAUGCUUUUGGUUUCGGCGUUGGCUAAUCUCGUUGUUAUCCAAGAAUGGCAAUGAAACAUCCAAUCUCUCUGAAGAAGAAGCGCAACAAACCACCACCAAGGAACGUCCAUUGACCCAUCGGCCUUACAUUAGCGGCUUUGCUAAUACGCUGGAUGUCAUAUCAAUUAUAUCAUACUGGGUCGAUUUCGGUUUGAUGAUCCAUGGGUAUCCUUAUUGCUCUCUUUUCAAGGCCAUUGGAGCUUCAAGACCUUUACGACUUGCAAUGAUAUUCAAAGGGACAGCGACUAUCCUACGUUCUUUGCUUGUUAGCUGGGAUAUGCUGAAAGAUGUCCUCGGAUUCAUUUUCUUUUUCCUUGUCCUCUUUGCACUUAUUGGGUUGAUCACUUUCAAGGGCGUCUUUUCUCGACGUUGCUAUGCCCUGGAGCCUGAUGGCCAAUAUACCCUUGUGGAACCACCGUUACAUUGUUCGGGUUAUUAUUCAGGGACGACGGUUAUGGGCGCGUACAAUCCUGAUACCGAUUCACACAGCUAUGCAGGGUUGGGUGGAUACAUUUGUCGUAACGACCAGAUUUGUAUGGAGAACCAGGACAACAAUCCCAACUUUGGAUUUGUCAACUUUGACACUAUCUAUUUUGCGCUCCUUGCUGUAUUCAGCUCCAUGUCGCUUGAAUUGUGGACCGAGCUCAUGUCUCAAAAUAUGGAUGCCGAUUCGAAUGCUGCUGCCUUAUUCUAUUGCUUGGUUGCUUAUGUCCUAAGCUUCAUUUUGAUAUUCAUGAUUUUCGCUGUCAUUACAUCUGGAUUUUCUCGUGUGCGUGCUGCUCAUCGUGUCAGUGCUUUUACGGGAAAGAGAAAGUCCUAUCGUGUGCUUCAUUCAGUACAAGGCGAGGAGGAAGAAUUCAUGUGGCGGUUUGAGGAUCCAACGGCUUUUGAUCAAGGACGCACACGCCGUAUCAAACAGCUUUUGAUCAGCCUCGUCAAAAGCCGAACGUUUUUCUACUUUGGUGUUCUACUGGUGUCACUGGAUAUUGGAUUCAUGUGUGCUCGAUCGGCCCAUGCUAGCGAGUAUGUUCUUGAAAUGAUUGACAAUGCCGAAACCGCAUUCACCUUUCUUUUCGCUUUGGAAAUCUUCAUUCGCAUUGUUGGUGCCCCAAGCUGGACCCAAUUUUGGUAUUCUGGAAGGAACAAAUUUGACCUCUUUUUGGUGAUUGUCACGUGCGUCAUUCAGUUGCCAAUGAUACAAGAUUCGGAGUCAUACAAAUAUCUUACCAUCUUUCAAUGCCUACGAGCGUAUCGUCUUUUUAUUGGUAUUCCUCGUGUCAGACGUUUACUGUCGGCUGCGUUAGGAAAUGGUGAAGGUGUCAUUUAUGUCGUGAUCUUCCUACUUUUACUUACGGCGCUAUUCUCGCCCAUCUUUAUGCAAUUAUUUGGCGGCGACUUUGGCUUUAUUGAUGGGGAUGAGACUGAAUUGCGAUGUGACACAUUUUGGCAGUCGUACUUGACCCUGAUCAUGAUCUAUACCAGUGAAACUUGGACAGAAUUUCUUUACAAUGCCAUGGAAAGUCAACCCAAUUUCUCAGCUGUCUACGCUGCAAUCAUCACCAGCGGAUAUUUUGCGUUUGCCCGAUAUGUCAUGGCCGGUCUUUAUAUUGCAGUGAUCUUGGAAAACUUUGAAUUGGAGGACGAGUUUAUCAAACAAUAUCAAAUACGGCAAUUCAUUCAGAGGCGCACUCAUACAGGAGUUCAUCGCUUCCAAAGCAUCAUUAACAAGGUGUUUGGAUCCAUGUAUUUGAAAUCAAAAAAGAAGCAAGUGAAUGUUCGGCGGCUACCAGCUGGAUUGACAGCAUCCAUGGACAAGAACGCUUUAACGGAUUUGCUUGUUGGUCAACCUACUGCUGAGUCAACCAAUGGAAAGUCAAAGGUCGUUGCAGCAAACCAGGAUCGACCCAAAGACUUGUUUGAUAAGAUCUUUCGCCGACGACAAAAGCAAGAAGAUUCACCACAAACAAAGAGGAGUGACAUGCCAAGUCCACUCGAUCCCUUUGCAAAUGACGUUCCUGACGAUGACUAUGAAUUGAUUGUUGAAGAAGAAAAUCGACAAGCUUCGGCAGCUGAGAUCCCAACAUCAAAAUCGCUUUUCAUUUUCUCAUCCAACAACAAAGUACGCCGCUUUUGCAAGAUGCUUGCAGGAUCAUCCGCUAAUGGGCGUGUCGAGAGAAAGAACCUGUUCAACUGGUUUAUCAUGGCAUGUGUAUUGGCAAGCAUCCUUCUUGUCAUCCUUGAUGAACCAUCCACACGUUUAAUGCGACAAGAUACGAUUCGACAAUCGGCCUACCGAGUCGCUGAUAUGGCACUCAGCAUCAUUUUCGUGAUCGAAAUCAUUGUGCGUAUCAUUGCUGAUGGCUUUAUCCUACCACCAGACGCCUAUUUGCGCAACGCAUGGAAUCGACUUGAUUUCAUUGUGGUCAUUCUCAACUUGGCUGCUCUCUUUGCUGGCGAUGGUGACCUUUCUCGAGCACUUGGAACGGUGCGUAGUCUUCGUGUUCUUCGAUUGAUCCGUUACUUUAGUGGUAUGCGUGAUGUCUUUGUCGAUUUAUUCCAUGCAUUCCCGCUCAUGCUGGAUGCGCUCCUGCUGGUGUUUUUGGUCAUGAUUUUCUUUUCCGUAUACGGUGUCAACAUGCUUGGUGGCCGUAUGACAGCAUGCAAUGAUGACGAGGUGGAAGGACGAUCCACGUGCAUUGGCGAGUUUAUCAAUAACGUUGGUGACGAUGAUGAUGCAACCAUCAAUAUUUUACAACCACGUGUAUGGGCCAUUCCUGAAGGUGGCAUGUACAGCUAUGACGACUUCCCAAUUGCAUUGGCCCACUUGUUUAGUCUCUCAUCAACUGAGGGUUGGGUCGACUCUCUCUUUUAUGCCAUGAGUGCUCCACCUGAGCCUGAUAUUCAGCCUUCGUUUGAUUGGAAUGGUCCUUCCGUUUAUCACUCAAUCUUUUAUGUUGUUUUCAUGGUGGUCUCACAUGGCACGCUGCAGCUUUUCGUUGGCGUCAUUAUUGAAAAAUUCAAACAAAGAGCCGGCAUCACGACAAUGACUACCGGACAAAGACAAUAUGCUGAUUUGCUACGCCAGCUGGCAGAAAUCAAGCCAACCCCCAAGGCCCAGGCGCCUAAUAACAGGAUUGGUCAUUGGUGCCAUAAUCUCGUCGUCAGCAAGCGCGGCUUGUUCAAUAAGUUUAUGAUGUCGGUGGUCAUCCUGAAUAUAUGUGUCAUUUGUACGGAGUUCCAGAAUCAACCUGAAUGGCUCACAACUACCCAAGAUUACUGUUAUUUGGUGUUCAUUAUCCUUUACAUAUUCGAAUCUAUUGCCAAAUUCAUCGGCUUGGGCUGGAAAAAGUGGAGUAAAGGGAAAUGGAAUUGGUAUUGUGCCUUUAUCGCCAUCAGUGCGUUUGUUUUGACUAUUCUACGAUUUGCUUUACCCGACCUUUGGACACUGCGAUUGGAACGAUAUUGCCUUGUACUUGCUGCUUUCCGGUUGGGCGAAGGCAUUGAUGCGUUGCAAACUUUGUACCAUACGAUACGAAUGUCGCUUCCAAAGAUCAUUCGCGUCACUGCAGUCUUUUUACUUGUCUUGUGCCUUUUCGCAAUGAUAUUCAUGGAACUGUUUGGCCUUACAAAAUAUGGACUUGAAACCAACGAGCACAACAAUUUCCGGGAUUAUGGGAAUGCACUCCUUUUGCUCAUCCGUGUCGCCACCGGUGAAGCUUGGAAUAUUGUUAUGAUGGAUUCGACAGUGCAAGCCCCUAACUGUGUUGCUUCGGACGACUAUUUGUUAACGGAUUGUGGGUCACCAGCAUGGGCUUUCUUCUUGUACAAUACGUUUUACCUCGUGUGCACACACAUCUUUCUCAACUUGUUCACAGCCGCUGUGUUGAGCAACUUUGAAUACGCUUAUGAGACGAGAUCACGAUUCACUUUGCUGAGCAAGGAUGAUUUACGAAGCUUCAAGUCCGCUUGGUCUGAGGUAGAUCCUUCUGGCUCUGGGUACAUUCAAAGAGAAGACGUGGUCAAGUUUCUUAGUCUCUUACGAGGUCGUUUUCGUAUGUGCAUUUACGACGAUCGACAUAGCAUCGGCAAUUUGCAAAAGCUCAGUCAACAAGGAAUACCUGACUCUUUCAUUAUCAACGAAAAGCCAAGUGGAUUUUCAUCGACGACAAAUGUGGGAUUGCCUAUACCAUACAACGUUGAUAUUGUCAACAAAAGCUUAAGCAAGAUCGAUUCGGCUGCUCUCCGAAGACGUCGCCGUGAUUUCAACUUGUGCUACUUGGAAAUUAUUGGGGCUGAAUCUGCCCGUGGGAUUUCAUUUGAGGAUGUGCGUACAAUCAUGUCGUAUCGUUUUGUUGAUAUCGAAGAAGCAUUACCCAUCGAUGCAUUGAUUGUGCGACUGGAAAAACAAGAUCAAGUGAGCAAGGCUUAUGCAGCUGAGCGUGCACGCGGUGUGUUCUUGACUUUGUUGCAAAGAAAGCGAUAUCUACAUGCGUUGUGGCAAAAGAAGAAUGAGGAAGAAAUGCUAAAGUUGGGCAUCAGCACCAAAAGCCCUCUUCAAUUGGAUACUUCAGCUGCCGGAUUGUCACCCAAAAGUCCACGCAUGGCUAAUCAGUGGAAGAAUAGAUCACCUGUGCCCACGAUCGUCAUCGAAGAUGCCCCACCUUCACCACGACUCGUAUCCGAUUAUGCAUCGCCCGCAUCGCUUACCAUUCCUUUGUCGCCCAUGUCAAAUUACUCCUUUGAGACACAAUAUGGCUCACCUAUUGGGCAAGGUGGUGGCGCUGAUUCAUUGAAUGUGGCUAUCGGCACAACCAGUCCACAAUACUCACCAUUCCCUUCAACCGAUCAAGAAGAAAACAUCUCGUUGCCUGGAGCACUUUCACCCAAUUCACCGUAUAGUCCAACUACUUUACGCCAAAACUGGAGAGUCAUUGACGGCAAUGCUAGCAUGUCCUCAGAACUAGCGGAAUCGUUGAUGGAUUCUCUGGAAAGAAAUGCAUGGGCUGACAUGCUCCAUGACAACCAUUGA